CGGGUCACCAGGCACGACAGUGGGCUCCGAGUCAACUGGCAUGACCGCUGGCAUCAGGUCAUUUGGCUCGACAGCGGGCACCGCGUCAUCUGGCAAGGCAGUGGGCACCAAGUCACCAGGCACGACAGUGGGCUCUGAGUCAAUUGGCACGACAGCGGGCACAGGGUCAUCAGGCAUUGGAUUGUCUGGCUCGACAGCGGGCAUCGGGUCACCAGGUAUGACAGCGGGCACUGGGUCACCAGGCAUCAGGUCAUUUGGCUCGACAGCGGGCACCGCGUCAUCUGGCAAGGCAGUGGGCACCAAGUCACCAGGCACGAUAGUGGGCUCUGAGUCAAUUGGCACGACAGCGGGCACGGGUCAUCAGGUACCGGAUCGUCUGGAUCAACAGCGGGCAUCGAGUCAACUGGCCUAAUAGGAUCAUCAGGCUGGAUCAGUUCAUCAUGCUGGGUAGAGGCUUCAGGCUGAAUAGAGGCAUCAGGCUGAAUAGAGGCAUCAGGCUGGGUAGAGGCAUCAGGCUGGGUAGAGGCAUCAGGCUGGGUAGAGGCAUCAGGCUGGGUACAGACAUCAGGCUGGGUACAGACAUCAGGUUGAAGUGCGGGUGCCGAGGCACCAGGCUGAACCAUGGAAGGCCGGUUCUCAGACGGCAGGCUGACCGGUUUGGAUACUGGCAGGAUGGUACUGGUUGGAAAGAAUUUUUGCUUUUUUCUGGUUUUAACUACUGGAGCACUGCAAGUAAACGCAGGUCCGCAAACGAAUGGAGCAGCUGGAGACAGAGAAGAGCUGGAGGAUGGAACAGGGGAGGGAACAGUUGCUACAGAGGGCUUCUUUACAGGGUUAAAGGCAGGAUAGGUGCAGCGAGUGGGAACAGGGUACUGACAUGCGGUAGAUAG
Messenger RNA from Staurois parvus, 890 nucleotides. The record is from the annotation of a GenBank genome assembly. Lineage: Eukaryota; Metazoa; Chordata; Amphibia; Anura; Ranidae.